This is a messenger RNA of Rotaria socialis, 954 nucleotides long. The record is from the annotation of a GenBank genome assembly. Lineage: Eukaryota; Metazoa; Rotifera; Eurotatoria; Philodinida; Philodinidae.
AUGUCAAUAUCAACAGCACUUGAAGAUCAUCAUAAACAGUUAAUACAAUAUUUUCUUCAUGAUGGCGCUUAUAAUCAAAAGGAACUGAUUGAUCUUAUAAGUGCUCUACGUGAUCGAUAUGAAUUAAGAAUAAAAGUUAAAGAUGAAAUUCGUGCAUUUACGGAAGGCUUAUUACCAUUAAUUAAUAAACAUAUUAAUCAAUAUGGCAUUGAAAUAAAACAAGUCACAAGUGAAGAACAUGAAAAUGACAUUUACUAUGUAUGUACACAAAAUUUUAAACCACAAUUUGUUAAAAUGGAUACAUCAUAUACAGAAAAAGAAGCUGCAAUUUUUGAAAAAUUAUUGGAAUUGGCUAUAACCAAUGAUGAAAAAUGUGUAGCACCACGUGAUGUAUUCGAAUCGAUUCUUGCAAAUGACUUAAAAAUGACACAAAAAGAAUUCGGUGAAACAAUGACACGUUUUCAUCGUGACAAAUGGAUUGAAAGUGGUCCAAACAAUAGCGUUAUACUUCAUGCUCGAGCUUUAUUAGAAAUGCAAUCAUUUAUUACGGAUACCUAUCGAGAUUAUAUUUACAAUUGUCAAAUAUGUACUCGCCUUCUUGUUCGAGGAUUAAAUUGCUCAAAUAGCUCGUGUGAUAUACAUAUGCAUCGUUCAUGUGCCGCUCAAUAUUUUCUUCGUUUAUCGAAUGUAACUAAUAAUGCUGCAACUAGAAAAACUACUUAUCCGUGUCCAGUGUGUAAACAAGAAUGGAGCAAAGAUGAUGUUACUAGCGUAUUAAAAGUGAAUCAUGCCAAUGAUGAGAACAAUGAUUCUCGGCCAUCAACUGGUAUGACUCAUAAAAAACAACGAACAACGACAACAGCCGAUAAUAAUGAUAGUACAAACAAUCGAUCUGUUCGAUCGAAACCACGUCGAAUUGUCAACGAAAGUGAUGACGAUGAUGAUGAUAAUUAG